Messenger RNA from Bursaphelenchus okinawaensis, 1781 nucleotides. NCBI's taxonomy places the organism in Eukaryota, Metazoa, Nematoda, Chromadorea, Rhabditida, Aphelenchoididae. The record is from the annotation of a GenBank genome assembly.
AUGGAGGGCACGGAAGCUAAAGAUUCAGAAUCCAGAGACUGGGACAACGGUGACAGUGGCCUAAGGCAACGUAGACAUCGUUUAUCAACAUUUGUUAGAACGUUGGAAGAACGAUAUCAUGCAAAAACCUUGUUAUACCUACUGAAAACAGGAGUCCCAAUAUGUAACUGGCUGAUCGAUUACGAUUGGAAAGAAAGUUUCUUUGCUGACAUGAGUGCUGGGUUGACUUUGGCUGUGUUCAUGGUGCCGACUGGCAUUGCUCAUGCUGGUAUCUGUGGAGUAGAGCCGGUUUAUGGACUCUAUACUUCAAUAUUCCCCACCUUUUUGUACAUGAUCUUUGGGAAUAGCAAGUAUAAUGCUUUAGGUAAUAUAUUUUUUCUUAAUUUUAUUUUACAGAGUAAUAUUUUAAUUUUAUAUUUUCUUUAAUUUGACAAAUAUAUUCAGGACCAUUUGCUAUAUUGUCAGUACUGACCCACUCGAUAAUUGAAAAAAUUCAAACAGCUGAAAUGGAGACCCAGAUUAUGUAUAACAACACGCUCUACAAGAGUGUUGGUACAGUAGAUCCGGCUUCAAAUAUAACGUUCAUUACAAGCAUGGAUGACUUCGUACCUAUAAGGCCGAUUCACAUCGCUACUACUGUCAUGUUUCUGUCCGGAAUUUUUCAUGUAAGUCUUUUGUCUAGAAUAGCUAGCUAUUAGUAGCAUAGAUCUUAAAAUAGUGUACAUCUUAAUUAUAAAUAUGAUUUAUAACAUUAACUAUAAUGUAUUAUAAUGUUUUGUUGCAGAUAUUUCUGGGCGUUGUACGAGCUGACUUCUUGUCAUGUUAUUUAUCAGAACAAGUCAUGUCAGGGUUUGUUGUUGGUGGAUUUGUUCACGUAUUCUUUUCUCAGAUUGGAGAAUGUUUAGGCAUCAAACUGCCACCGAGAGAUGGGCCUGGAUCUUUGUUAUUCGUAGGUUUCGAAAAUAGAAUUAAAAAAAUUAUUUUUGGAUUACUGAGUUUUCAUUUUUUAAAAAUUGUGCUUUUUAAACUAAAACACUAAUUUUAAAGCUAGAAAUAACUUAAUAUGUACUGAAAGCCUAUUUUAAAACCAUUUCCAAUUUCAGAGAGUUCAAGAUCUGUUCGAACGUCUUCCUGAGACCCAAUUUGCAACUUUUCUUAUCAGUCUGGCAUCUCUCGCCUUCCUAACCUUCUCGAGACAUGUUUUAGAUCCAUGGUUGAGCAGUGUAUUUGAGUUUCCAAUACCAUACGAACUACUACUGGCAAGGUUAUUGGGAAAAAUAAUAUUGUUUUAGGUUAUCGUCGGGAUUACAGCUACAAACUAUGCGGAUCUCAGUAAUCGACACAUGGUUGCUGUUGUCGGAAACAUUCCUACAGAGUAAGGUUUGCUUUUCAAAUGUUUGUUGUGAAUUCUAAGAAUUGUUUAUGCAUGCAUUAGACGAAGAAUGCAAAAAAUCCUUAAAAUUUUAUGAAAUUCAAAUAUUUUUGAAAAAUUUUACUUACAUUUCAGUUUCCCUCCACCAGCUCUACCACGAUUUGAGCUGAUACCAUCAAUCUUUGUGACUACAUUGGGCAUCACAAUAGUUACCGUAGCCAUACAUCUUACUGUUGUGAAGAUCGUGGAGAACAAGCAUCACGAACCCAUCAAUUCUUGUCACGAAUUGUAUUCUCUGGGCAUAGUGGGGGUGUUAUCAUCAGCUUUUCCGGUGUUCCCAGUUACGUCGAUCUUCGCCAGGACAUUGGUCGGUAGUCCGGACAAGAACACAACUCAGGUAACAGAUUAG